This is a messenger RNA of Thalassophryne amazonica, 4491 nucleotides long. RefSeq names its product membrane-associated phosphatidylinositol transfer protein 2-like. The transcript is spliced from 26 exons. NCBI's taxonomy places the organism in Eukaryota, Metazoa, Chordata, Actinopteri, Batrachoidiformes, Batrachoididae. The coding region runs from base 132 to 4424 and encodes 1430 amino acids. Gene Ontology annotation, biological process: phospholipid transport. Gene Ontology annotation, molecular function: phosphatidylinositol transfer activity; metal ion binding; phosphatidylcholine intramembrane carrier activity. Gene Ontology annotation, cellular component: cytoplasm. The record is from RefSeq and is a predicted model, not a curated record.
CAGGUAUGAGUGACUAUCCCGCCGUUUGACCAUGCUGCUUGGGAAGCCGACGCCGACCUAGAGGAGCGCCUUGCCUGAUGCUGACGUAGACACACCCACGCGCGCGGAGGCAGCCGGAUUCAAGCACAACCAUGCUGAUCAAGGAGUAUCACAUCCCCAUGCCGAUGAGCGUGGAGGAGUACCGCAUCGCUCAGCUCUACAUGAUCCAGAAAAAGAGCAGAGAGGAGUCCUACGGCGAGGGCAGCGGAGUAGAGAUCCUGGAGAAUAAGCCGUAUAAGGAUGGCCCCGGCGGUUCAGGGCAGUACACCCAUAAGGUCUAUCACAUCGGCAAACACAUCCCGUCCUGGUUUUGCUCUAUUCUGCCACAAGCUGCCCUACGAGUCGAGGAGGAGUCUUGGAAUGCCUACCCCUACACACGGACCCGGUACACAUGCCCCUUUGUGGAGAAGUUCUCAAUUGACAUUGAGACAUAUUAUAAACCAGAUCCAGGAAAUCAAAUGGACGUCUUCAAUCUAUCCUCUGCUGAAAGGAGACAGAGGACUAUAGAUCCGAUUGACAUUGUGAAGGACUAUAUCCCUCCUCAUGAGUACCUGGUGGAAGAAGACCCGAAGCUGUAUCAGUCUCUCAAGACAAAGCGAGGUCCGCUGUCAGAGGACUGGAUCGAAGAUCUCAGCCAUAAUCCUGGUCAGAGUCCUGUCAUGUGCGCCUACAAGCUGUGCAAAGUGGAGUUCAGAUACUGGGGCAUGCAGUCCAAGAUUGAACGUUUCAUACAUGACGUGGGUCUGCGUAAGGUGAUGGUUCGAGCUCACCGGCAGGCGUGGUGCUGGCAGGACGAGUGGUAUGGCCUCACCAUUGAGGACAUCAGGCAGCUGGAGCUGGAGACCCAGCUGGCUCUUGCAAAGAAGAUGGCUCACUUUAGCCUCAGUGAAGAGGGGGGUGCAGAGACCAACGGAUCCUCUGCCAGCCAAGAGCAGGAGCAGGCGAGACAGACAGUCGGAGUGGAUGCAGAGGCAGAAGAUGGAGGUGUGAUGAUAUCAGAUUCCCUGGAGACACGAGGGGAGCUAACCAAACAGUGGUCAACAUCUUCAAGGUCAUCGAAUAGAUCAUCUAAGAGAGGUGGCAGUCCGUCUCACCAGAGCCUUUCAGAGUGGAGGAUGCAGAGCAUCGCCAGAGACUCAGAGGACAGCACGGAUGAUGAAUUCUUUGAUGCACAUGAGGACUUCUCUGAUAAUGAGGAGAUAUUUGUAAAAGAGAUCACGAAGUGGAGCUCCAAUGAUCUUCUGGACAAGAUGGAAACUAUUGAAGUUGAUGAGGCACAAGAACCUCUGUAUCAGGACUCGUGUGGGCAGUACGCUGUGAUGAGCAGUGAGGAGACACGCAUGGAGGGUGGAUCAUCUCAGCAGUGGCUCCAGCCCUGUAAGAUUCAUGUUCUGGUUCUGGUUCUGCAUGGAGGCAACAUUUUGGACACUGGCUCUGGUGAACAAAACAGCAAGCAGGGUGACAUGAACACCCUGAGUGGUGCUUUUGAGACGGUGAUGAGGGUCCACUAUCCUGCAGCACUGGGACGUAUCGCCAUCCGGAUGGUACCCUGUCCUGCUGUGUGUGUUGAUGCUUUCUCACUGGUUUCCAAUCUGAGCCCCUACAGCUACGACGAGAGCUGCCUGUCCAGCAGUCAGGACCACAUCCCGCUGGCUGCUCUUCCCCUUCUGGCGACCUCCGCUCCACAGUACCAGGACGCCGUGGCGGCCGUCAUUUUACGAGCCAAUCAGGUGUACAGCGACUUCAUCAAGUCUUUGGAGGGAGCGUCUUUCACCGGCCAGGUGUGUGUCGUCGGUGACUGUGUGGGAGGAAUCCUCGGCUUCGAUGCGCUGUGCAGCAGCUCUGUGACGGUGUCAGAAAGCCAAAACAGCAGCAGACGGGGAAGCACCAUCAGCGUGCAGGACGCAGACCUUCUCUCUCCAGGCAUUGUUAUAAACAGCGUCUCUCUGUCCUCGCCAAGCCUCGAGGGGAGUCGCCAGCUGAGCCGCAGCAACAUCGACAUCCUUCGUUGCUCGGGGGCCGACGAUCCCAAGAAACAGCUUCCGCGAAAACGCAGCGACUCCUCCACAUACGAGCUGGACACUAUCAAACAUCACCAGGCCUUCUUGUCCAGUCUUCACUCCAGCGUGAUCCACGGGGAGGCCGGGUCACGGCGUUCCAGUAACAACAGCACCGUGCUGGACGGAGGCUCCUUAGGGAAGUUCGACUUUGAGGUGACGGACUUCUUCCUGUUUGGCUCUCCUCUGGGGUUGGUGCUCGCUCUGAGGAAGACGGUGGUGCCUUCUUUAGACGUGUCGGCUCUGCGUCCGGCCUGUCAGCAGGUCUACAACCUGUUUCAUCCGGCCGACCCCUCGGCAUCUCGCCUCGAGCCUCUCCUGGACAAGAGGUUCUACCUGCUGCCUCCCUUUAGCGUCCCGCGCUACCAGCGCUUCCCUCUGGGUGAUGGACACUCAGCUCUUCUGGUUGAGACGGUGCAGAGUAACCCUCAGCUUCUGAUGGAGUGUACGGGCGCUGUGUCUCAUCGCUGUCAGCACGGCACUGUCAGUGAGAUGUCCAUCCCUGUCCCGGUCCUGAACUGGCAGACGUCACAGCCCCACGUAGACGCAGAUUCUCUUCACACCCAUAUUCAUGCAGACGGUCAGUGGUCCUCGUCCACCUCACCCGGGGUCCCUCACCUACGGAGCAACCGCAGGACCAGUGAGGCCAGCAUCGCCAGCCAGGUGUCGGGUUUAGCCGACGCUUACACCGCUUCCAACAUCGCCACCACGCACACUGGUGAUGGCAGCCACACAAAAAGGCCCGGCUUGCUGUCCCAUCUGACUCUACCCUACAAUAAACUUGCCGCGCUGAGUCCGUCCCCGUGGUUGCGCAAGAAGAUCCGCCAAGUGUUCCUGAGCCCCGAACGAGUGGGGUCUGAACACAGCUUGGAGGUGACCUCUGACCUCAGCGAUGUCGCCUCUGACAUCAGAGAUAUCAGCUCCGCCCUACCAUCUCCCGCAGUGCUGAGGAAUGUACAGCAAGUUGCUUCUCGGUGGUGGGGUAGUAAGAGGAUAGACUAUGCCCUCUACUGUCCUGAUGCCCUGACUGCGUUUCCCACAGUGGCUCUGCCUCAUCUCUUCCACGCCUCCUACUGGGAGUCCACAGACGUCAUCUCCUUCCUCCUUAGACAGGUGAUGAGACAUGAGAACUCCAGUAUUUUGGAGCUGGAUGGUAAAGAGGUGUCGGAAUUCACGCCGUCCAAACCCCGUGAGAAGUGGCUCCGCAAGAGGACUCAUGUUAAAAUUAGGAAUGUCACCGCCAACCACCGCGUGAACGAUGCUGUCUGCACGGAGGAUGAAGGCCAGACGGUGACAGGGCGGUUCAUGUAUGGCCCUCUGGACAUGGUCACGCUUACUGGAGAGAAGGUUGACAUCCACAUUAUGACGCAGCCCCCCUCUGGAGAGUGGGUGUACUUUGACACGCAGCUCAGCAACAGCAGCGGCCGCGUGUCUUACGUGAUCCCAGAAAACAAAAGGCUGGGUAUCGGGGUCUACCCGGUCAAGAUGGUUGUCAGGGGCGACCACACGUUUGCAGACAGUUAUCUGACUGUUGUGCCACGAGGAACCGAGUUUGUCGUGUUCAGUAUCGACGGCUCGUUUGCUGCCAGUGUGUCUAUUAUGGGCAGUGACCCAAAGGUUCGAGCUGGAGCAGUGGAUGUGGUUCGGUACUGGCAGGACUUAGGCUAUCUGAUAGUCUACGUGACGGGUCGUCCCGAUAUGCAGAAACAGCGUGUGGUGGCCUGGCUCUCACAGCAUAACUUCCCCCACGGCAUUGUGUCCUUCUGUGAUGGUUUGGUUCACGACCCACUCAGACACAAGGCCAACUUCCUCAGAACUCUCGUCAGUGAGGCCCAGAUGAGGAUUGUUGCUGGGUACGGCUCCUCCAAGGACAUCUCUGUCUAUACAUCUGUUGGCCUGCCUCCAUCCCAUAUCUACAUCGUAGGAAGGCCCACGAAGAAAAUGCAGCACCAGUGUCAGUUCAUACCGGAUGGUUAUGCCAACCACCUGUCCCAUCUGGAGUACAGCCAAAGGUCUCAUCCGUCCAAGUCUCCCAGCACACGCAUGGUCCUCCGCAAGGGUAGUUUUGCACUGGGUACUGCAGGAGGAGACUUCCUUCGCAAACGCAAUCACAUUUUUCGCACCAUGACCUCUCAGCAAGCUGGCGGGACGGGCACCGUCUCUCCCAACCUCCCGGGGCGGACUGAGCGCACACUCAGCCAGUGUGACAUGGAGCGGGAUCGAGGGGUCGCGACAGCAACACAGAGGAGCAUGAGCAUAGCAGCCGGGUGCUGGGGCCGGAGCGGGAGCACCAAGGAGGGCAGCGGAGGACUGACCAGACCCAAGUAACGGUUCAGUGGAGCUGUGGGGUUGAGGGACCGGACCUCAACCACCAUGUGACCUCUGGAGUGGAACC